Ilyonectria robusta is the source of this 2310-nucleotide messenger RNA. RefSeq lists its product as uncharacterized. Lineage: Eukaryota; Fungi; Ascomycota; Sordariomycetes; Hypocreales; Nectriaceae. Gene Ontology annotation, molecular function: zinc ion binding; DNA-binding transcription factor activity, RNA polymerase II-specific. Gene Ontology annotation, biological process: regulation of DNA-templated transcription. The transcript has 2 exons. The record is from RefSeq and is a predicted model, not a curated record. The coding region runs from base 1 to 2274 and encodes 757 amino acids.
AUGGUUAACACAUUUGGUCGUCAGAACAAGACAUCCAUUACUCGUACUCGGUCUGGGUGUCUCCAAUGCCGUCACAAACGGAGAAAGUGCGACGAGGCAAAACCUGUUUGCAAUCGAUGCGCAAGCAAUGGCGGCGUAUGCGAAUACGGGAAUAGGCUGGAAUUCCGUGAUUCCACCCAGUGGGCGGCUCACAAAGUCAAGCAAGCCAAAUUCGACGGUCGAAGAUCCCAAACUCACGACCGAUCUCGACGAACGAAUUCCACAUCACCAACAUCACACCUACCGAAUGAUUUUGUAAAGGAUUCUGAAUUGGCCCUGUUGCAAGAUCAUCUCUCGUCACCAACCAUGACGCCAAUCACCUCCAUCGACGUUCAGGGUUCGGUCGGCGGACAAUACGAUAAAACCGUCUUUACUGUCGAUCCUGCAGAUGCAUCCUUUGAGAAUUCUGCUAGUGACCAAAUCGAUUCUCCAAAUAACUCUUGGCCGAUUUGCAACGGCGAAAGCGCCAACAUGGGCGGUGUCUCCGACGCGACCGACAUUGGAGACAUCACUGGAGCUGGCUUCUGGGCCACCCUGGACCUCUUGUCGCAAAGCAGUGCAGAGAGCAGUGCAUCGGAUCUCACAAAACCCUGCGAGCCUCUUUAUGAGAUUCCACCUUGUCAAGCCUUUUACAAAGAUAUUGUCGUUCCAUGGGAACCUUUGCAUGCCCCGUCAUCCGGUGGAUCACAAGAUGAUCUACUUCCAGACAUCUCAGAAGAGUUCCCGGUGUUGACUGGUGCCGAGGUGCUCACAACGCCUUGGCAACAGUGGCCAAUUUCACCGAAGCCUCCCCAAUCCCUUGGAAUUUCCAUCGGAGACAGACUAUACCUCGCCCACUUCAAAGUCAGCAUCACCGAGACUCUCCCCAUACAACUGGACUAUUUGUGGCGGAUGGUUAUGGAACUUCCACCAGUCCGAUAUGCUUCAAUGGCACUUGCAGCCGCGAGUCUGGCGAAUCUACGAGGGAAACCAGCGUUGGAUCAGCAAGGCAUGUGGGUACCAAUGCAUUCCUACUCCAAAAAUGCCACAAAAUUCGCCGCUUUGAGCAGAAUGGAGAACGAUUCAACCAUCACUCUUGCUUCCCGUUUAGUCAUGUUGAUACUUUUGCUCUGUUAUGAACUCGAGGCUGGCUCCCUUAGCAGGGUGUGGACUGCUCUCGCCAAUCUGGAUGAUGCGGUACUCGGCAGUUCGGAUCAAGCACUUGCUCUUCCCGGCGGCCACAAUUUGGUCUGCUGCUGGCUGCAUCUCCGCUCACUCUACGGUGUCCAGAGGCGCCCCCAUGCGCCGUACGGUGUUGAAUCUCAGAAAGAAUCGCUGGUUAUUGAGCUGGAGUCUAGAGUGGCUUCAAAGUCGCAAGCCAUCGAUCUCAUUGGGACAAGGGCACUUCAAAUAUGCAACAGGAUUCUCCUGUUGAAGGGCAUGCGUAAGAAUGGCGAGUCAGCUAAAGAUACGAUACAGAGGGCCGGUGAUUGGUGGGAAAUCAUCAAAGGGGGGUUUGGGUAUGAUUCGGUAGAUGCUUCCGAAACGUCCCCAAUAGUUUUGGAGGAAGAGGAGUUGUACGAGGAAUUGGCACGACUCCGAGCGGCGCUGGAGAGUUGCGAGCCACCGAAAGGGUUACCACUCGAACCCAAAUCGGUGAACACACUCUCAGUUGAAAUUGAGCCUCUAUUCUUCUCGAGUCAUUGCGAAGCCAUGGAAUGCGCCGACUACGUCUUUGCGCAGCUUGUUUGCGACGACCAGGUGGUUAGUAGACUGGCUCGGUCCGAAGAAUUUGCACCAUCUAUUCCGCCACGAUCUGAAAGUAUCCAUCCUCGGAUGCAUCUACUACUUCGCAUUGCAGCAGGUCUGGAUCCUGUCGAAUGCUCUCGGCGAAACAUGUACCGGAAAGGUAUUACGACCUAUUUACAGCUCGGAGCACGCCUUUGUGCUUCUAAAGCGGGGUUUGACGGUCUUGAACGGUUUCUAUCUUCAGUUGUCAAAGCUGGGGUGUUUUAUGAGGGAUCAUUUUCACCAACUCAUGCAGUGCGCUUGUUCAAUCGGGCUCUGCAACGGGAGAUGUCCAAGGGGCGGACGGCUUUCUUGGCGGCACUUACCUAUGAUCAAUGGACGGCUAGAGAGACGUUGUUCUCUAAAGGAAUGGAUCAGCACGUUAUAAUUAUCGGGCGUGAGGCAGACGGGAAGACCUUUAACGAUUUAGUGCCUCUCGUGGAGGGUGAAGAGACAGAUGGCUAUUAGUUACAACGAGAACCAGAAGUCAUUUCAAGUUUUGGA